AUGGGAUUUUUUCGUGUCACAAUAUAUAGCAUAAUAGCGGGUGUUUUUCUAUUUGCCCUUGCUUAUGACAUUGUUUACAUGCCACGAAUUGGGCAUGCAUGGUGGAUUUAUAAAUUAGUGAUGUUAACAAUGAUUAACUUGGUUUUACAAGCAGUAUAUUACUCAAUUUGUUUUGUAUGUGCAAUUAUGGAUGUUGCGCAAGAUAAAGCAGAUUAUGGACCGCAUAGAAAACAUCCAUCUACACCAAGUUAUUGGCGAAAUUCAAAACUUCAUCAAAUCUCAGAUUUCAUGUAUUUUACCAGUGUCUUACCUGUUGGUGUUACGACUUGUUUACUUUUUUGGGGUUUAUAUGCUUUGGACCCAUAUUUGGUAAUACCUCAAUGGGCUGAAAAUCUUAUUCCUCCAUUUAUGAACCACAUCACACAUACCGCACCUAUACCAUUUAUUUUGGUUGAUACUUUAUUAACGUGUCAUCGUGCACCUUCACGUAAGCUUGGCAGCGCUAUCAUCGUCGGCUUAGUAACUUUUUAUUUUGCUAUUAUAUUUGGAGUACGAUAUUGGGAUAAUUACUGGCUUUAUCCAUUUAUGGAUUAUUUGACAACUACUGCAUUCUUCAUACUAUUUGUAACAUCAUGCUUCUUUUUGUGGUUAUUGUAUAUUAUUGGGGAUGAAAUGAAUGUUAUGCUUUGGGGUGCUGCAACGCAUUCUGAGGUUUCGAGCAAAAAAGAAUAG
This is a messenger RNA of Thelazia callipaeda (thelaziosis nematode), 732 nucleotides long. The record is from the annotation of a GenBank genome assembly. NCBI's taxonomy places the organism in Eukaryota, Metazoa, Nematoda, Chromadorea, Rhabditida, Thelaziidae.